AUGACAACACUCCAUCUUUUACUUAUUCUGCUACUGGCCUGUGGCGUAGCCCAGAGCAGUAAGACUGUAAGAGUAAGUCCCUUGCAAUUCACUGGCAAGGACACUAAGGAGGAGGAGGAGGAGGACUGCUCUAUGGCUCAGCCAAGGAAAUCGACCACGAACAUUCCUCUCAUGCAUGUCCAAGCCAAGUGCUCCCCUUUCCGCAACAACGGUUCGACAUGGCUGAGUGUGAUGUUGGAGUCGAUAAAGGGCGACGAGCAGUGCUACCGCGCAAUAACCCAAGGAGCGACAAGCUUUACCACACAAGAGGACGCCGGCGUUCCGUUGGCUGUAAAGAAGGGGAGCUACGUAAUCAAUCUGGGCUUCGGCACGCCUCAGCAGAGCUUCUACACUUUGCUCGACACAGGCAGUGAAAUCACCUGGAUUCCCUGCGCUGCCUGCACCAAUUGCUCAGGUGACGUGUUCGACCCCUCCAAGUCAUCGACCUUCGAAUACGUCAACUGCACUUCGAAGGUGUGCGGGGAAGCACUGGGCAGCUGCGGGAAUGAGAAAUGCAGGUUUAGGCAGAGGUACGCCGACGGUUCAGAGGUGAACGAGUGGCUCUCCAAUGACUCGCUGGCCGUGGGUUCGCAGUCCCUGCCGGGCUUUAUUUUCGGCUAUGCCAAUUCUCUGUCAGGGCUUAUCUCCUCGUCGCUCGGUUUGGUCGGCUUUGGAAGCCAUGGGCUCUCGUUUGUUUCACAGACGGUCAAUCUGUUCCAGAAUACCUUCUCUUAUUGCCUCCCCAAUUCUGAUUCCACGGGCUGCCUUGACCUCGGGAUUGACGCCCUUAACUAUCCUGACUUGCAGUUUACGUCCCUAUUGUCAGACGCUUCUAACCCAACGUUCUACUACGUGCGCUUAAUCGCAAUUUCUGUUGGCGCACAGCGAGUGUUGAUAGAUUCUGCAACAAUUAUAGACUCCGGAACAACUAUCACUCGACUGGUGGAACCCUUUUACAGUGCUGUCAGAGACACUUUCCUCCUCCAAUUCAAAAAUUACAGUCUGGCUGCUCCGUACGGAAUUUUUGAUAUGUGCUUCUACAUUCAUUCCGGAGGCAUCAAGGUGCCUCAGAUCACGUUGCAUUUUGAUAGGGAUGUCAACGUGUCUCUUCCGUCGGAUAAUUUUUUGAUUCGCACCAAUGUGGAGGGGUCGGUGGCAUGCUUGGCUUUCGCGCCUCCAUUAGAGGAGGAGGCUCCCGGCAUAUCCGUAUUUGGAAAUUUCCAGCAGCGUAACUUCCGAUAUGUGUAUGACAUUCCUGGCUCUCGACUUGGAAUUGCACCUCAAAGCUGUAAUCGCUGUUAG
Messenger RNA from Cryptomeria japonica (Japanese cedar), 1341 nucleotides. Its product is annotated as aspartyl protease AED3-like. Lineage: Eukaryota; Viridiplantae; Streptophyta; Pinopsida; Cupressales; Cupressaceae. The transcript has a single exon. Gene Ontology annotation, molecular function: aspartic-type endopeptidase activity. The record is from RefSeq and is a predicted model, not a curated record. Bases 1 to 1341 code for a protein of 446 amino acids. Gene Ontology annotation, biological process: proteolysis.